AAAGUAAGAAAAGUCUCAUGCAAAUCUAGUAAUGGAGCUGAUCUUGCUACUUUGUGUUGUGUUCUUUGCUUUGCAAACAACCUGUUCUUCUCUUCAAAUUCACGUGCAGUCCUCACAUCAACAAGCAUACGAAGCCCAGCAGCUUUCUCCACCAACACUGCCUAGGAAACUCAUGAGAAUCACUGAGGAAACGAGUUCAAAAGUAAAUGGAGCACAAGAAGCAAUACCAAACAAACAGCUGUCUGCCAGAGAUAAUACUUCAGGUAAAUGGAACAAAUACCAGAACGAGCAAGUCCAGAAACAUGGAAGUGGAGGGACAAGGGAAGAAUGGGCGGAAGGAGCUGACAGCUCCCAGUUUUUUACAAUGGAUUAUUCCCAUGUAAGAAGACGACAACCCAUACAUAACAAGUCCCUGCCCGUUUCUCCCUGAAACCCGGGACAGGAUAUAUCUGAAUACACAACAAAACUCAUGUGGUUGGCUGCAAUUUUGUGAAAAGCAGUUGUACUGUAUGAAUACAACUAGGUAGGAAAAGGAGGAACUGUGUCUUGUUUCAUUUCUGUCAUGGCCGACAAAGAGGAGCAAAACCAUAGUUUUUGUUUUGUCAAGUGUUUGUAAUUUACUAUUAGUCAAAUGGGGUUUGCCAACCCCAACAUUUUGGUAUUUGCAAACAUACGUUCCCUGCUUGUAAAGUCUGGAAUUUUUUUAAUUAAUUAUCAUCUCAAGU
Messenger RNA from Rubroshorea leprosula, 725 nucleotides. NCBI's taxonomy places the organism in Eukaryota, Viridiplantae, Streptophyta, Magnoliopsida, Malvales, Dipterocarpaceae. The record is from the annotation of a GenBank genome assembly.